Molecule: messenger RNA, 864 nt
Organism: Ramularia collo-cygni
Lineage: Eukaryota; Fungi; Ascomycota; Dothideomycetes; Mycosphaerellales; Mycosphaerellaceae
Exons: 5
Coding region: 1-864 (287 amino acids)
Source: RefSeq, a predicted model, not a curated record
AUGCAGCACAGGUUCUUCUCCCAACAACAACAACUCAACUAUCAUCCAAAGCCUCCCUCAAGGCUUCUGUAUCCAACUCUCUUCCUCUCCCAACCCCAAAGACUGCAACUCUCUCAAGCCAACAACACGACACGCCAUCAUCACAACAACAUCACAACCAUCACUAACAUCAGCAAGCCAUUCAACAUCAGUGGGAGAUUGAACAUCAAAGCCGAUCUCAGGGGAAAGCGCCAGAUUCUUCCCAGAGCCGAAAUUAUGGCAUCUCCAACAACCCCUACUCAGCAGGGCCAGGCAGAGAGAUCUGGUGCUCAUAAGCGUAAGAGGUCUGCCAGAGAUCGCGACGAAGAUGGAGAGGCCCAAGGCCAGGCAAGACGGGCAACAGGACAGAAUGUGAAUCAGCAGCCUGUUGUCAUUGAUCUUUUGAGGGGUGCAGAGCCUGCGGUGGGUGUCGUAGAAGAUCGAGCACGAUUCAAUUUCGGCACCAAACCUAGCAUGCGGAAAAGCAAGGUACUUUCCUUCGUCCGGGCGCAUGGCAAGGAAAUUAUCUUAAGACAGGCUAGUAUCGUCCUCGACAAUGGAGUCGAAGCUAGGCUUAAGGAGCUUGAGGUCCUGAUCACCAAUGAGUCCAAGGCCAAUAUUUUGAGUCGGUGCAAGGAAGAUUGGGAGCGUGUAUUCAAGAAAUGCGUGAAGGGGGUUCAAGCGGAGGUCGACGAACUCGAGGCGAUGUACGCGAGUCUGAGAUGGGUAGGCCAAGAGGAGAAAUUUGCCUUACACAUUCUCGAUCCGAAGAAGCGGGACUUGAGCCAGGCUCUAACUGAUGCCAGAGAGAUGGCUGCUCUCAUCCAGUUCCUGCACGACAACUAG